Molecule: messenger RNA, 2697 nt
Organism: Lytechinus pictus (painted urchin)
Lineage: Eukaryota; Metazoa; Echinodermata; Echinoidea; Temnopleuroida; Toxopneustidae
Product: histamine H2 receptor-like
Exons: 1
Coding region: 384-1499 (371 amino acids)
Biological process (GO): G protein-coupled receptor signaling pathway
Cellular component (GO): membrane
Molecular function (GO): trace-amine receptor activity
Source: RefSeq, a predicted model, not a curated record
ACCGUAGAUAUUAUAAGAGAGAUUUGCUUGCACUUUUUUUUAUUUAAAAAAAACACUGUACAAGAGAGUGAUUUUCAAAGAAAGAUAAUAGAAAUAUUGACUGUUAGGCAUUGCGCCGUGCAACAAGAAGAACCGUCCUUAUGGAUGGGAUCUUUUUUUUUUCAAGCAGAUACGAAACGCUUUAUUUUCCAGUGCUAUAGUCCAUUAUAGAUUUAUUUUAUUAUCACUAUUAGUCAUAUAGUGCUCGUUCUGCUGGUGCUUGGAUCCAUAUACUGACUAUUAUGUAACGCGAAUUCAAGGACUCAUAAAUCUUUGACAAGACAUUGAAAACGAUUGUAAAUUUGAUGGUCAAACUCGGUGACAGUUGAAAGCAUUUUCAAUCCAUGAUUCUGCCAUUUCAAUCUGAAAUGAGUGACAUGUCGACUACGAGAUCACCGGAAGUUAACGAGUACGCCUUUAACAACCCACCUCUACACCAAGCUCUCGUGAUGAUAUUCUUUACUCCUCUAAUACUAAUUAUCAUCUUCGGCAAUGCCUUGGUAAUCGUAGCUACCUACAAGGAACCCAGACUCCGAACCCAACGGUACAUCAUUCUUGCUAGUCUAGCUCUUUCAGAUCUAUGCAUUGGUCUGAUCGCAACGCCACUGGAACUUUAUUCUCGGGUGGUUCAGGAUGACAUCACUUGCUCUGUUGCUAAAUCGGGAUACUUCACAGCCUGGCUGUACGUUCUAGUCUAUGUUUCGAUCGUGCAUAUCGUUCUUAUUACUGUUGAUCGUCUAAUCGCAUUGAAGAGGCCUCUCCGCUAUGUAGCUUUGGUGACGACGAAAAGGGUGUGUAUCGUAAUCGCUGUGGUUUGGACUGGAGGAAUCAGCUACGGGAUAGUUUCAGUGAUCGAGUCAGGAUACAGUAAAGAUGAUACCUUGACGCAGUUCUGCACUGGUGUCAGAUACACAUCUCUGUCCGCGCGAAGUUUUCUUCUGGGAAGUGCUAGUGCCAUACUGUUUCUGGGUAUCAUUUUGAUUUCGAUGAAUAUUUGGAUUCACCGCAUUGCCGUCAACCAUUCGCGGCGGAUUCAUCAAAAUUUAUUGGCGCCCCCACAUCCACGAAUAGCAUGGCAAGGAAUAGGUCUGCAACAGCUCAAAGCCACAAAGACCACCUUAUUGGUUGUUGGUAUGUUUUGCAUGGGAUGGUUCCCUACUAGCAUCUGGUUCUAUCUCAGGGUCUACGCUUCCAUCAGUCAUGUGGGACAAAUCAUCCUCUUUGAGCUUUGUUUCUUUAUCGCUAAUUUCAGUUCUGCAGUGAACCCAUUUAUAUAUUGUUUCAAAGACAGUCUUUAUCGACGUACGUUUUGUAAAAUCUUUCCUCCUCUCGGAAACGUCCUGAAAAGGUCAAGAUGGGGUUUCGAGAGGAAUUCGUUUAUAGAACUUAAAGAUGGGGUUGAAAUUAACCAUGUUGUGGUCCCCAAGCCUGACGGACCUCACUCAAGUCAAUUUCAUUGAAAUGAAAUUAUCAACAUUAACUGAACGUCGAUUAAAAUAGGGCAUCACAAAGUUACAUGGGGGUAUUCUAAUGCCUUAUUUUGACAACCUCAUCUAUCAGGAAUGCAAAUGCCUAUCCUAUACAUUGCUUAUUUUAAUCAGAAGGAAUGGUGAUCUGGGGAGUGUUUCAUGAAAGGACUUGUCGGACAUAUAUUUCUGACAAGUCCUGUUUUAUCCGACAGCUACCAUAGUAAUAUAACUUCUCAGCCAAUCAAAUACAUGGAAAGCUGUCACAUCUGACAACUUGUCAGACAAAAAUGUUGAUAAAACGCUCCCCUGAUGUAACCUACGACGGACCAUCUUGUACCUAUACUGUUCGCAUAAAGUAGACAGGAUGCGGGGCCCAAUAUCAAGGAGUCUAAGGCACCUAAGACAGGUCAUGUAUUCGAUUCCCAUCAAAAGGCCCUUUGAUGUAGCAUAUCAAGCACUGCUCUUUUAAAUACACUUAGUAAAGGAAAUACAAUCAGUAUUGGUACUUAAAAUUUACACUUUGAACAUUGGAUGACUGUAAAGUUAUUCCUCAAUUAUCCCAGUGUACUUCACUUGAUAAGAUUAAGAUAUGUUUAAAAGUACCUAAUCUCGGCAACAUAAUAUAGAGAUAAAAGUUCUCACGUGACUAGCGUAACAGAUGAUACGACGAAGAAGGGAAAUACUUGCAUGAGAGAGACCAGAAGCACCCUGGAUAUUUAAAUGGUUUUUAAAGACCUUAGGCAAGACAAAAUGAAGAAAUCUAUGAAGAAGUUAUGAAAUAAAUUUUCAAUUUCUGUUUUGAAUUGAAGAUGAGCAGUGCAUGUGAGAACUGAGAAUGGGUCAGUCUCCGAACGAUACAAAGACGAAUGAACGCAAUGUACACAAACAGACAAAAUACCAACGAACUUUAAAUGUGAUUGUAUAAUGUGGACUCGAAGUAAAAUUGUAUUUCUGACAACUUUGUAUUAUUAUUUUUUAUUGUUUUCAUAUUCAAUCCGCUAUAGAAGUGCUCAAUAAUACUCUCAUUAACGGGAACAUAAUCAACAAACCGAUGAGAUUUUAAAUGAUUUUUUUAUUCGUUAAAAACAUAUUUGCUGUCAAUUCAGCGUCCAUUUGCAGAAAAAUAGUAAAAAAAAUUCUAUUUGUUUCAUCAGCUUAUUCCUUUUCGUCAAAAACUUAAUAGAUGAGU